Messenger RNA from Oryza brachyantha (malo sina), 847 nucleotides. RefSeq names its product DNA-directed RNA polymerases II, IV and V subunit 11-like. Lineage: Eukaryota; Viridiplantae; Streptophyta; Magnoliopsida; Poales; Poaceae. Gene Ontology annotation, molecular function: protein dimerization activity; DNA binding. The coding region runs from base 198 to 560 and encodes 120 amino acids. The record is from RefSeq and is a predicted model, not a curated record. Gene Ontology annotation, biological process: transcription by RNA polymerase II. Gene Ontology annotation, cellular component: RNA polymerase II, core complex. The transcript has 6 exons.
GCUCACAAUGGCAUAAUAAAAAUAGCAAAUUUCUCCUCCCUCUCUCGUUUCGCGUCUCGUCUCCUCCCGCGCCGGCUUCGCCCGCCGCCUGCGCCGACCUCCCGUCCCGCGAGCAGGGCCGUUGUUUCCGCCGCAUCCUCACCGUCGAGGUGAACACAAGGUGAUUGGAGAGUGAGGGCGCGAAGAUCUGAUUGGAGAUGAAUGCUCCCGACCGCUACGAGCGCUUUGUCGUGCCCGAGGGAACCAAGAAGGUAUCAUAUGAGCGGGAUACAAAGAUCGUGAAUGCUGGGUCAUUCACAAUUGAGCGUGAGGACCACACCAUUGGCAACAUCCUCCGCAUGCAGCUCCACAGGGACCCAAAUGUCCUUUUUGCUGGUUAUAAGCUUCCUCACCCCCUUCAGUACAAGAUCAUUGUCAGGGUCCAUACUGCAAACCAAUCCACCCCUACUCAAGCGUACACACAGGCAAUCAAUGAUUUAGACAAGGAGCUUGAGAAUCUGAAGCAAGCUUUUGAGGACGAGAAGAACCGCUACGAGGAAAGGCCUAAGCAGGGAUACUAGGCCAAUGCUCUUGGACGUUAUAAAACGCAGAACCUGUGUGGAUGUUAGAUCUGAUGCCUGAGCAUCCAUAGAUUCUUUUUGUCUCAUGGAUCCCCAGGACGCUACUAGGCUAAUCCAUGAACUCUUAAGGAACUUGUGUAUGCUUAAACUUAAUACAAUGCAAUGCGGUUUCAUCGAAAUGCAUCCUGUCUUGUGUAUCUCCAGCGUGUUGUACCUGUCAUCUGUGGAUUGUGCUAAGUCUCGAAUUAUAAGACUUUCUGAGUUUAUCUAGAUUUAUCUGUGUAUUA